AUGUCACGUAAUUUAGAAUCGAACAUGCCUUCCGAUCUUUUUUAUAUUAUCAAUUUUUCCUGUGCAAUCAUCGCUUCAAUUAUUGGUUUGACAUUUAGUUUUACACUAAUAAUAAUUAUUAUUACUAAUCAACAAUGUCACACUGCUGUUUGUUAUUCAUUUUCAAUACAAUCUCUUAGUCGCUUGUUUUUUGUUAUUCAUUAUAAACGAAGAUAUCUUCUUACAUGGCGUACACAUGUUAUUAUGAUUAUUUUCAAUUGGCUUAUUAGUUCAUCAAUUCCAAUGGUACCUUUAUUUAUUGAUGGAAGUCUUGGAUUAGAAAAAGAAUCACGUACUUGUAUAGUAAAAACGAAUGCAUUUUUAGCAGCAAUAUAUUGUAUGAUCAUGAUCAUUGGUAUACCAUUGUGUGUUAGUAUUAUGGUUUACUGUUCUAUUUUAUAUCAUGUACGUCAAUCAACUUAUCGAAUUUUGCGUUCUGAUCAAAAUAUAAAUAAAUACCUAACAAUACAGAAUGCUAAACGUGAGUUGAAGCUUGUACGACAUAUACUCAUUCAAAUUGUCUGUGCUUCAUGUGGUGGAAUUAUCUUUCUUAUUAAUGUCUUUUGGCAAGCAUUAUCAGAAAUACCUCUACCAAAGCCUAUGUAUUUAUUAGAAAUUAAUUUAACAACUAUGGGUGUUUCACUUAUAACUAUUGCACAUUUUAUGUUAAACACGCAAGUGAAAAAGAUUGUUUGUCGAUACUCAUGUAAUUGUUGUUAA
This is a messenger RNA of Rotaria sordida, 759 nucleotides long. NCBI's taxonomy places the organism in Eukaryota, Metazoa, Rotifera, Eurotatoria, Philodinida, Philodinidae. The record is from the annotation of a GenBank genome assembly.